Messenger RNA from Aspergillus steynii IBT 23096, 2519 nucleotides. Its product is annotated as snoRNA-splicing protein PRP40. Gene Ontology annotation, cellular component: U1 snRNP; U2-type prespliceosome. Gene Ontology annotation, molecular function: protein binding; RNA binding. Lineage: Eukaryota; Fungi; Ascomycota; Eurotiomycetes; Eurotiales; Aspergillaceae. The coding region runs from base 44 to 2440 and encodes 798 amino acids. The transcript is spliced from 4 exons. Gene Ontology annotation, biological process: mRNA cis splicing, via spliceosome. The record is from RefSeq and is a predicted model, not a curated record.
CGACGAGAGCAUCGACGCGCACGAGUGUACCGACACUCCCAUAAUGAAUCCAGUGAAUGGGCUCCCGGCGACGCCUUCUCUUUGGCAGGAGGCUCGCAAUGCGGAUGGAAGACCUUACUACUACAAUGUUCAAACCAAGGCCACGCAAUGGCAAAAGCCCUUGGAUUUGAUGACGCCCGUCGAGCGAGCUCUAUCAAAUCAGCCAUGGAAGGAAUAUACCGCCGAAGGUGGACGAAAAUACUGGUACAAUACGGAGUCCAAGCAAAGCACUUGGGAGAUGCCCGAUGUUUACAAGACUGCUUUGGCACAGGCACAACCCGCCCAAGCCCCACCAGCAGCGGCCCCGACGUUUGUCGCAGGUGGCGGCAAUUCAUUUCCCUCGUACCCUCAGCAGCGGGAGCGCGACGACUUCGACCGAGGUUACGGUGAUCGACGUGGUGGCUACGGUUCAAACGAUAUGAACGGAUUCGUUGCUGCAUCUAUACCGGGGGCCGCGCAAACGGAGCCCGAAUAUGGCUCGCUUGAGGAGGCUGAGAGCGCGUUCAUGAAGAUGCUCAAACGCCACAAUGUGCAAGCCGAUUCGACCUGGGAGCAAACCAUGCGUACAGUGAUCAAGGAUCCUCAGUACCGGGCUCUGAAAGAUCCCAGAGACCGCAAAUCAGCUUUUGAGAAAUAUGCGGUCGAGGUUCGCAUGCAGGAGAAGGACCGAGCGAAAGAAAGAUUCGCUAAGCUGAGAGCAGAUUUCAAUACUAUGUUGAAGCGCCACCCAGAGAUUAAACACUACAGUCGCUGGAAGACCAUUCGCCCGAUCAUCGAGGGCGAGACCAUCUUCCGGUCUACGAGCGAUGAAAGCGAGAGGCGCCAGCUCUUCGAGGAGUAUGUUCUUGAGCUGAAAAAAGAGCACCACGAGCAGGAAUCUGCCAACCGCAAAGCCGCCAUGGAUGAGCUCGUCAAUAUAUUGAACUCGUUGGACCUGGAACCUUAUACGCGCUGGUCAGAGGCGCAGGCCAUCAUUCAAUCUAAUGACAAGGUCCAAGGUGACGAUAGAUUCAAAUCCUUGAGCAAAUCUGACAUUUUGACUGCGUUUGAGAAUCACAUCAAAUCUCUUGAGCGAGCUUUUAACGAUGCGCGCCAGCAACAAAAGGCCGCCAAGGCCAGAAAAGAACGCCAUGCUCGUGAACAGUUUGUCGACCUGUUGAAGGAGCAACGGUCUCAGGGUAAAAUCAAAGCCGGUAGCAAGUGGAGCAAUCUCUACCCGGUCAUUCGCGAGGACCCCCGUUACCAGGGCAUUCUAGGUAACUCUGGCUCUUCGCCCCUAGAUCUCUUCUGGGACGUAGUCGAGGAGGAAGAGCGAACGCUGCGAGGACCUCGAAAUGAUGUCUUGGAUGUUCUUGACGAUAAACGAUUCGAGGUCACGGCGAAGACCACUUUUGAAGAGUUCAACUCCGUUGUCUCUGAUGAUCGCCGAACAGCUAACAUGGACCCCGAAAUUCUCGAGCUCCUAUUCCAGCGCAUUCAGGACAAAGCAAUCCGAAGAACCGAGGAAGAAAAGCAUGCGGCAGAUCGUCACCAGCGACGCGCGGUCGAUGCUUUGCGCUCUCGGAUUAAACGUUUAGAACCCCCGAUCCGGGCCACCGAUACUUGGGACCAAGUACGACCUCGUGUGGAAAAGUUCGAGGAAUACAAGACCAUUGAGUCUGAUGAGGCCCGUCAAUCCGCUUUUGAUAAGGUUAUCCGCCGUCUGAAAGAGAAGGAGGAAGACGCCGACCGGGACCGGGAAUCGCGCGACAAAGAUCGUGGAAGCCGUCGUGACUACGACCGCAGCGACCGGGAUUACCGUAGCGGGGCAUCCUACAGAGGCGAACGACGAGGGGCUUCCAGUCGGCACAGCCGCACCCCCGAGCCAGAUGCUUACGAAGCGGAUCGCCGCAAGGCUCAGGCAGACCGGGAAAGAUCCUACCGGAAGGCAAGUGGCUUGUCUCCAGUCCGAGAGAGACGGGAAGAGCGCGACCGCGAGAGAGAUCGCGACAGGGACCGUUACCGUGAGCGUGAGCGCGAUCGGGAUUGGGAGCGGGAAAGAAGCUCCCGCUCUCUCAGCCACUAUGGACGUGACCGCCGAGAGCGAGAAGAUGAGCGCGAGCGGAUGUAUCGCGCCCGGGGUGAUCCGCGUGGCAAUCGCGACGAGCUCGACUACGGCGCCGACACCCGAAGCACCGUCAGCAACGACCGCCGGCGCAGACGGGACAGCGAUGCAGAGAGCGUCGCCAGUCGCUCUGCUAAGCGGUAUCGCCGCGACAGUCGUGAGCGCGAGCGCAGUCGAGGCGCCAGAAGAGAUCGGGAGCGUCGCGAACGUACCCCGGCUACUAUUGCCGAAGACGCGAAGAAAGAAGAGAAGGCAGUACACUCUGGUAGCGAGGAGGGAGAGAUCGAGGAGGAUUAGAGCAUGUCAACUAAUAGCAAUUACUGUACGCGUGAGGGUAUCUACGAUCAACUUCAACUAUGCACAAACAGGAAUAAAU